Messenger RNA from Drosophila ficusphila, 999 nucleotides. RefSeq names its product 18S rRNA aminocarboxypropyltransferase. Gene Ontology annotation, molecular function: rRNA small subunit aminocarboxypropyltransferase activity. Lineage: Eukaryota; Metazoa; Arthropoda; Insecta; Diptera; Drosophilidae. The record is from RefSeq and is a predicted model, not a curated record. Gene Ontology annotation, biological process: maturation of SSU-rRNA. Bases 91 to 891 code for a protein of 266 amino acids. The transcript has a single exon.
UGCGCUACCUUGUAUACUAAUCAAAACACCACCACGAGAAGUUAAAAAACACUCGAUCGCUCUUUACAUUUUCGGAUUUUAUAAAACAAAAUGAGUAGCCGAAAUCGGGGAAAAGGAAAGAAAGGAGCAGGACCCUAUCGCAAUGUUAAGGCUAAACACAAUUGUGACCGCAGUUUUGCCCAGCAGGCUAACGAGCUGGCGAGCAGCAGCGAAGGAGACAGUUCGGACUCGGAAUCGUCCGGAGCAGAAGUAAAGGAUGACUUGGGCCAGCCGCCAGAGUUCUCAGUGGCUAUGUGGGACCUUAACCACUGCGAUCCGAAAAAGUGCUCUGGCAGAAAGCUGGCCCGACUGGGCCUGAUUUCCAAUCUCCGGCUGGGUCAAAAGUUUCCCGGCCUUGUUCUCUCACCCGUCGGCCAGUUGUGUGUUAGUCCACUGGACCGUGAUGUGGUGGCCUCUUCGGGCGUGGCCGUGAUUGACUGCUCGUGGGCAAAAUUAGACGAGACUCCCUUCGGUAGGAUGCGCAGCCCACAUCCACGUUUACUGCCCUUUCUUGUGGCUGCGAAUCCUAUCAACUACGGCAAACCCUGCAAAUUAAGCUGUGUGGAGGCCAUUGCCGCCACCCUUUACAUCUGUGGAUUCACAGAGGAGGCCCGUUGGUUUCUAGGCAAGUUCUCCUGGGGUCACGCCUUUCUGGAACUCAACGAAAAGCUUCUCAACGCGUAUGCAGCCUGCAAGAGUAGCGAUGAAAUUCUUAAGGUGCAAAACGAGUACCUAGAACAAGAGCAAAAGGAGCGGGAUAAACCAAGGGACCUCCGCGACUUCUAUCCAACCAGCAGCAGUAGUAGUGGAUCAGAAAGCGAGGAUGAUGAAGAAGCAAAAACAAAGAACUAAUCUUUACAAGGUGCUGACAUUUUAUUAGCAUUACCAUUAGCUUAUUACAAAACGUUGUUACGUGUGUUUUAAUAUACAAACCAGUUGUCAGGAGCAACUAUCAAAUUA